AAGCGAAACCAAAUAGAAUUUGUUGAUGUCAGUAAAACAAACCUCUUGACUUGAUGUCACGUUUCUUAAAAAGACAAUAUAAACUCAAUAUACAUCAACGUUGCAAGUGAUUAUGUAUUACUUCCUUUUAGGGUCGUUUUUCCACAAAAGAACCGCUUUUAAAUGAUGGAAUUAUAGUGGUUCCUAAUAAUGGAAGUGUUAGUAAAAUUCCAGCAGUCUCAGAAAUAUUAAAAUUGCGAAAAGAAAGUCAAAAACUUUAUAUACGGUUGAAUGAAAGAUGGAAAGCGAUUUCAAAAAAGCUUAACUCCGCCAUUGCCAAACUUACUCGACGAGUCAAUGCUGCCGUCGCUAAACUUACAUCACGUUUGGAUAAGUUGAAUCAGACAAUGGAAAUAAGAGCGAGGUCGAGUUGCGCUAGUUUGUAUCGAACCGGAGCAAGAAUUGACGGAGUCUACACAAUAGAUCCCGAUGGUCAAGGUUCGUUUCAAGUCAGAUGUGAUAUGCGCACAGACGGGGGUGGCUGGACCGUGUUUCAAAGAAGACAAGAUGGGAGUCAAAAUUUCUACCUUGGAUGGUCAGACUAUAAGGCAGGCUUUGGUGAUCUUAACGGCGAGUUCUGGUUGGGCCUUGAUAAAAUACAUCGUUUGUCCAAAUCUGGUGAAAAUGUUCUAAGAGUAGAUUUGAUGGAUUUCAAUGGCGCGGAAGGUUACGCUAAAUAUGGAACGUUUAGUGUGGCUGAUGAGUCAGACAAAUACAGAUUGAAUAUUGGCAAUUUUUCAGGUGAUGCAGGUGAUUCUCUUGCUUAUCACAAUCAAAUGCAGUUCACUACCAAGGAUAGUGACAAUGAUUUUUGGACUGGCGUUAAUUGUGCUACGAGCCACAAAGGAGCUUGGUGGUACAAAGCCUGUCGCCAGUCAAACCUCAAUGGCCAGUACCUGGGUGCAGGUCGGUCUAGUCGCACUGGAAUAAACUGGAUCCAUUGGAAAAGUUCACAUUCAUUAAAAAAGGUGGAGAUGAAAAUUCGUCCAAGCCAGUUAACGAUUAUUUAAUUAAUGUUAAAGGCGGGUUAGGCCUGGUUUUCACUUCAACCGUAUUGUAGCGAAACGUAGCGUAUCUCAUUGUUUAAGUCCAUGGCGCUUAUAUAUAAGCGCCCUGUUUAAGUCAUUACGUUAUUCUACGAUACGGUUGAAGUGGAAAACAGGCUUUACAGUCGCUUCCCGCAUCUGGGUU
This is a messenger RNA of Dendronephthya gigantea, 1230 nucleotides long. Its product is annotated as fibrinogen C domain-containing protein 1-B-like. The record is from RefSeq and is a predicted model, not a curated record. The transcript is spliced from 5 exons. Lineage: Eukaryota; Metazoa; Cnidaria; Anthozoa; Malacalcyonacea; Nephtheidae. Bases 387 to 1049 code for a protein of 220 amino acids.